AUGAAAAAAUUUGUCAACUCCUAUGUCAGCCAUUGUGAAACUUGUAUUAGAUCAAAGCCAACCAAUCAAGCACCUGUGGGUCUAUUGAAACCCUUACAAAUCCCUGAACAACCUUGGGAGGAUAUAGCUUAUGACACAAUUGUUGGAUUACCAGUUUCAGAAGGUUUUGAUGCUAUUCUCACAGUCAUUGAUUGGUUUUUGAAAAUGGUGCACUUCAUUCCAACCCAGUCUACAUCAUCUGCCAUUGAUAUUGCCAACCUCUUCAUAACAUAUAUUUGGAAAUUACAUGGACUACCAAGGAGUACAGUUUCAGACAGAGGUCUGACUUUUAAUGCCAAGUUUAUCCAACACCUAUACCAAAGAUUGGACAUCAAACCUACUUUCUCCACAGCCUACCACCCUCAAACAGAUGGUCAGACUGAAUGCAUACAGAGAGAGGCUGAAAUCUUCCUUUGUAUGUUUGGGAAUCACUGCCAAUCCAAUUGGGUAUCAUUGUUACCUUUAGCAGAGUUUGCUCUAAACAAUCUAAAACAAACUUCUAAUGGCAAAUCUCCUUUCCAAAUAUGCUAUGGAUACAAUCCAAGGUUCUCAGUUGGCCAGAAAUCAGAAGAAAUGGUCCCCAAUGCAGAUGAACAUGCAGAAUUCUUAGAAAAAGGCUCUGAUGAGGUCAAAGCAGCACUUUCCCUAUCACAAGAAAGGAUGAAAUAUUUCUAUGAUCAGAGACAUAGGGAAGAAGAGGAAAUUCAAGUAGGAGACAAAGGAUGGCUUAGUCAUUAA
Messenger RNA from Rhizoctonia solani, 777 nucleotides. RefSeq names its product Transposon Tf2-12 polyprotein. Bases 1 to 777 code for a protein of 258 amino acids. NCBI's taxonomy places the organism in Eukaryota, Fungi, Basidiomycota, Agaricomycetes, Cantharellales, Ceratobasidiaceae. Gene Ontology annotation, biological process: DNA integration. The transcript has a single exon. Gene Ontology annotation, molecular function: nucleic acid binding. The record is from RefSeq and is a predicted model, not a curated record.